Lucilia sericata (common green bottle fly) is the source of this 509-nucleotide messenger RNA. RefSeq lists its product as uncharacterized. The transcript has 2 exons. Lineage: Eukaryota; Metazoa; Arthropoda; Insecta; Diptera; Calliphoridae. The record is from RefSeq and is a predicted model, not a curated record. The coding region runs from base 47 to 448 and encodes 133 amino acids.
GAUUACUUUAAAACUUUAUCUUCACCGUAAACAUAAAGCGGAAGAUAUGAAGUUUUCAGUAACAUUUGCUUUAGUGAUACUCGUACUUCUACAACUAUGUUCAACUAUAUCGGCUAGACCACCCAAAGGUGGCAUUGGCGAUGGUUAUAUAUAUCCCGUAACAAAAAUGGGAACUAAACCCAAGAAAACUACUACAUAUUAUGCUAAACCAUUACAUCCCCCUAAACCCAAACCUAAACCUCAGGUUUAUAAAGUUAUUAUACAUGAUCAACCGGCCAAUAAAGCACCUCCUCCAAAACAGGAACAAAUUUUUAAAAUAAUAACAUUACCAAAACAUUCGGGACAGAAUGGAGGAGGUAGUUCCCAUGCUGGUAAAUCGGUAAAAAUUUUAAAAAUCAUACAUGUUAAACAACCAAAAGGUGGUCAAGGUGGAGCUUGGGGAAAAUAAUUUUGGGUAAUAGUAAUAUAAAUAAGUGAAAUGUAAAUAUUUAUAUAAAUUAUUUUUGUUA